Panicum virgatum (switchgrass) is the source of this 417-nucleotide messenger RNA. RefSeq names its product early nodulin-93-like. The record is from RefSeq and is a predicted model, not a curated record. The transcript is spliced from 4 exons. NCBI's taxonomy places the organism in Eukaryota, Viridiplantae, Streptophyta, Magnoliopsida, Poales, Poaceae. The coding region runs from base 1 to 351 and encodes 116 amino acids.
AUGCCGUCCACUGUGACCCGCGCGUCCAUUGACCAGCAGCUUGCCCUCGCCAAGCAAUGCUCGCGAGAGGCGGCCCUCGCUGGGGCUAAGGCAGCAGCCAUAGCGACCGUCGCCUCUGCAAUUCCCACCCUGGCCAGCGUCAGGGUGCUGCCAUGGGCGAAGGCCAACAUCAACCCCACCGGCCAGGCUCUCAUCAUCUCCACAGUGGCUGGCAUGGCCUAUUUCAUCGCGGCCGACAAGAAGAUCCUCUCGCUGGCGAGGCAGCACUCGUACGAGAACGCACCUGAGCACCUCAAGAACACUUCCUUCGAGGGCACUGGUCGUGUGCACCCAGCCUUCUUCAGGCCAUGAUUGAACAAAGCUACCUCUUGACUUGAGCACUGGUUCUCAGCCGUCGAUGUGUCCAAAUAACCUGAG